This is a messenger RNA of Danio rerio (zebrafish), 1424 nucleotides long. Its product is annotated as zgc:153993. Gene Ontology annotation, biological process: transmembrane transport; regulation of apoptotic process. The record is from RefSeq and is marked predicted. NCBI's taxonomy places the organism in Eukaryota, Metazoa, Chordata, Actinopteri, Cypriniformes, Danionidae.
GUCUAACGGUGCUUCUGUAAAGGAGCUAUAACUACAAGAGUCAAUAACGUGACUAUAUUAUGUUGUAUUGCGUUGGAAACUGUGGAUUUAGCAGAUUCAGAGAUAGUUAGGCUGCUCUGGCUAACUUAGUUAGCAAGCUAUCAUACCGGUAUUAGCACUGAAUUAAACCAUGGCAGAUGGGAAGAAUGGAGAGACGACAGACGAAAAUGAGUUAAAGGGAGCUACAGGUGGUGAAGAUGUGGUAGACGAUGCGAUCAUUGAGCAGAGUGCUGUUCUACUUAGAGGGUACGUUAUUCAGCAAGCUACUAUAGAUGAUCCAAACAUUCACGUGAGUCACGAGACUCUCGGAGGAAGACCUCAGGAUGAAGAGGAUCCUCAAAUCAAAGAAGUUGUAGAUCAGCUUUUGAAGAUAGCUGACGACCUUAACAAGAAUGCUGAGCUUCAACAUCUCAUCAGCACCGUUCAGUCAAACUGCGCUCAGGACGUCUUCAUGACUGUGGCCAGAAGCAUUUUUGAUGAUGGCAUUAACUGGGGACGUGUGGUGGCUCUGUUUCACCUCGCUUAUAGGCUCAUUUUCCAGGCUCUGACUCAGAACCACUUGGAGAUUAUCAAGAACAUCAUUAGCUGGUUUUUACAGUUCAUGAAGAAACACAUUUCUGCCUGGAUCAGACAGCAAGGAGGAUGGGAGGGCAUUUUCCGCAGCAUGACGAGAUGGCGCACAGUGUCUACCAUCGCAGCAGUGGCGUUCAUUGUAGCUGUUGUUUACUGGAGAAGAACUCGCUAGGUUCAAACAUACCAGAUUCACGGUUCUCAUUAAUGUGGAAGCUCAUAUCAAAAGCAAUACAAUGUCUAGAUGGUGCAAGGAAGUGGAGUAAUGAUGCUCCAGGCAUCCAGUUCAUCAGGUAGUCUAUUCUUUGCUAUGGUUUAAGACUUAAACAGAAACAACCACUGCUAAAAAGACACUAUAGUCUUUCAUUGUGAUUUAAUUUUUUUUGACAUUCCCUGUCUGCUGUUGUUUCUGUUCCAGUUGAAUCAAGGAACGUCUUUCGCCUUGAUUUAUUUAUUAAGAAAGAUGUAUUCAAAGACUUUUAAGACACUCCACUGGUGCCUUUUUAAUCUUUUAAUAUUUUCUGGCUCAGGUAUUUUUUAAAAAUGUGCCACAAACCAUACCAGCCCUACCUCGAAUCAGCUAAAUAUAAAACCAACUGUUUACUGUAAGUUUUUUUAAAAAAAUUAUACAAUUAUUAAUUUACAGAGAGAGCUGGAAGAAGAGGUAAAACAAAUCACCGUUUUUAGAAUGCUAAACCUUAAGAAUGGUUAAAAAUACAGUCUAAAUAGACUGAACGAUUUAGAUUUCAAUGAAUGCUGAAGUGCUGUGAAUGUGGGAAUUCUUGCACACUUUGAAAAUAAAUGUGAUGAAUUAA